Molecule: messenger RNA, 1108 nt
Organism: Triticum aestivum (bread wheat)
Lineage: Eukaryota; Viridiplantae; Streptophyta; Magnoliopsida; Poales; Poaceae
Product: gamma-gliadin-like
Exons: 1
Coding region: 88-945 (285 amino acids)
Molecular function (GO): nutrient reservoir activity
Source: RefSeq, a predicted model, not a curated record
AUGUAGACUCCAUACCAUCAUCCAUCCUUCACACAACUAGAGCACAAGUAUCAAAUCCAAUUAAGUAGUAGCCAACACAAAUCCACCAUGAAGACCUUAUUCAUCCUAACAAUCCUUGCGAUGGCAACAACUAUCGCCACCGCGAAUAUGCAGGUCGACCCCAGCGGCCAAGUACAAUGGCCACAACAACAACCAUUCCGCCAGCCCCAACAACCAUUCUACCAGCAACCACAACACACAUUUCCCCAACCCCAACAAACAUUCCCCCAUCAACCACAACAACAAUUUCCCCAGCCCCAGCAACCACAACAACAAUUUCCGCAGCCCCAGCAACCACAACAACCAUUUCCCCAGCCCCAACAAGCCCAACUACCAUUUCCCCAACAACCACAACAACCAUUCCCCCAGCCUCAACAACCCCAACAACCAUUUCCCCAGUCACAGCAACCACAACAACCUUUUCCCCAGCCCCAACAACCGCAACAAUCAUUCCCCCAGCAACAACAACCGUUGAUUCAGCCAUAUCUACAACAACAGAUGAACCCUUGCAAGAAUUACCUCUUACAGCAAUGCAACCCUGUGUCAUUGGUGUCAUCCCUCGUGUCAAUGAUCUUGCCACGAAGUGAUUGCCAGGUGAUGCAGCAACAAUGUUGCCAACAACUAGCACAGAUUCCUCGCCAGCUCCAGUGUGCAGCCAUCCAUAGCGUCGUGCAUUCCAUCGUCAUGCAGCAAGAACAACAACAAGGCAUACAGAUCCUCCGGCCACUGUUUCAGCUCGUCCAAGGUCAGGGCAUCAUCCAACCUCAACAACCAGCUCAAUAUGAGGUGAUCAGGUCAUUGGUAUUGAGAACCCUUCCAAACAUGUGCAACGUGUAUGUCCGACCUGACUGCUCCACCAUCAACGCACCAUUUGCCAGCAUAGUCGCCGGCAUCAGUGGACAAUGAAAAAUGAAGAGUUAUGCUAAUAGGUAGAUGGAUCAUCGUUGCUUAGCUGAUGCACCAGUCUUUGUAGCGAUGAGGAAUAAAGUGGCGUGCACCAUCAUGUGUGACCCCGACCAGAGCUAGUUCAAGCUUCAGAAUAAAACACAAACAAAGUUCUUGUUUGCUA